This is a messenger RNA of Archocentrus centrarchus (flier cichlid), 1347 nucleotides long. RefSeq names its product chromobox homolog 8a (Pc class homolog, Drosophila) (gene cbx8a). Gene Ontology annotation, cellular component: chromatin; PRC1 complex. Gene Ontology annotation, molecular function: chromatin binding. NCBI's taxonomy places the organism in Eukaryota, Metazoa, Chordata, Actinopteri, Cichliformes, Cichlidae. The record is from RefSeq and is a predicted model, not a curated record. Gene Ontology annotation, biological process: negative regulation of transcription by RNA polymerase II.
ACGUGAUGACGUCCUCUUCAGAUUGCGUAUUAUGGGAUGUGCGGAAUUAAACAACCCGAAGAGGACAAGGGGAAGCCAAAAAUAAUAAAAAAUACAGAAAUAAACGAGGUGCAUGGUGAACCAUGGAGCUCUCGGCUGUUGGUGAGAGCGUCUUCGCAGCCGAGUCCAUCAUUAAACGGCGAAUCAGACGGGGUCGUUGGGAAUAUCUCGUCAAAUGGAAGGGCUGGUCUCAGAAGUACAGCACUUGGGAGCCGGAGGAAAACAUUCUGGAUGCACGUCUCUUCUCUGCCUUCGAAGAGAGGGAGCGAGAAAGGGAGAUGUUCGGGCCGAAAAAGAGGGGACCCAAACCUGAGACAUUUCUCUUAAAGGCCAAAGCCAAAGCCAAAGAAAAGACGUAUGAAUUUAGAAGAGAGGCUCCCAGAGGGAUCCAGGUUUCCUAUCCCAUCCCUGAGCCUGUCAUAACACCGAGGGCCCGGGAGGGUUUACGCACCGUGGUUCCCACAAUCUUCCCGCCCAGCGCGGUCAACAGAGGGGAAAGUGUCCAUAUUCGUCCGCCAGAGUCGGAGAGGAGGCCCAGACCCACUCCACCAGCUCCUCCGACGGUUCAAGAGUCCCAGCGGUUCCAAAAAAGAGGGCGCAAACCGAAACUGCACACGCAUUUUGAUAAAGAUGAUGGGAGCAGCUCGGCAGAGCCAGACGCCAAACGUAGCAAGCUAAUGAGGGAGCCCAUGUCUCACCACAGCCGACCCCCCCAUCAUCACGGGGAGACAUCAGAUCACUGCCUCAUGCAGCUGACCAAGAGGUUUCAGGAGGAGACCAGGAUAACACCCAAAUCCAACAGCGAGCAGAGACAUUUGGGAGGCGCGGGCCUGUCUUACUCUUGCGCACUCGCCUCGCGCAGCAGUGAUCAGGGGAGGCACAGGACUCACUGUUUGAGCAUGAUCCCCCGGCCCAGCAAGUUGAAGCAGCAUGCAGCGCACGAUCAGGUGAAGGAGUACUCUCUGCCCCGGGAACAAGCUGCUGUCACUUCUUCACAGAUCGAUUCCAUCCACGAGCAGCCAGCCUCAUCUUGGACCCCCUGUUUCACCAACCUGGACACUGUGACCGUGACUGAUGUCACCUUGAACUUCUUGACAGUCACCGUCAGAGAGAGCAGCACGGACAAAGGCUUCUUCAAAGAUAAAAGAUGAGUAUUUCAUAUAGAUCAGAGGAGGCUAAUAUAUGCCAAGGAGGUAAUUGUGUAACAAGCUACUAACAAAUAGGCCUACUGUAAUACUAUAUUUUUUCUAUGUAACUUUCAAACAUGUACAUACCAAUAUUUAAUACGCUGCUGAUAAAAAAUUAAAA